Lactuca saligna is the source of this 1272-nucleotide messenger RNA. The record is from the annotation of a GenBank genome assembly. Lineage: Eukaryota; Viridiplantae; Streptophyta; Magnoliopsida; Asterales; Asteraceae.
CCUCGCUUCCUGUGCUUCCCACCAUUUUUUUUCUAGAUUUUUCCAUUUCUAAUGGACAGUUCUAAACACAACCACCACACCUUCGACUCAUUCCAGAUUGUUGGCAACCGAUCCUUCCAGCGUCUUCCUUUUCAUCCGCUGUCUUCUACACCGAGUCAAAGUCAUCAACGGCUUCGACGUUUUCGGUUUUUGUUUUGCUCCACUCGGUCGGCCGGAUAGGUGUAGAUUAUCACCAUCACUACAUUGGAACCACCGAUUCAGGGCGAAUAUUAGUCGUGAGUAUUUUGUCGGAGGCCAGAUCGGUGUUUCCUGUGAUGAGGUAUUCCACGCUUCUCUCUGACCCUGCUUCUUCCGGCCCGACCCACCGAUUCAUCCAUCUUCAACAUCAAACGAACCCGGUCAAGACCACCGAAUGAAUAAUCCGUCAUCUUCGUUUCGUUUUGCUAUUAGGGUUAAUCAAUUUUGGCAUUUUUAAUGCAACACACACAUAAAUUAUGCAAGGAUUGAUCGAGGGAGCAGCUCUAGCUUCGGAAAAUAAGUUAUAGAGUUAUUGUUCUUCAUUUCCAUCAGUUUCAGGUUGUAUGCAGUGUAUGAAGCUUUCGGCUACCAACAAAGUCCGUGCUAAGAGCAAGUUGUGGUACUUCCUCAGGAAACUAAAGAAGGUGAAGAAGAGUAAUGGUCAGAUGCUUGCUCUUAAUGAGAUUUUUGAGAAAAACCCAUCGACUAUUAGAAACUAUGGUAUCUGGUUGAGGUAUCAAUCUACAACCGGAUACCAUAACAAGUACAAAGAUUACAGGGGCACAACCCUUAAUGGGGGAGUUGAGCAGAUGUACACUGAGAUGGCUUCUUGCUACAGGGUGCAUCAGGAGAUAGACAUAUUGGCCAUUGCAACUAUGGAACCAAUAUGUGUCUUUUUCCUAACUUUCGUCUUUGCACUCUUCUUUGCAGUCCUACACUUAUCUCGGACAAUGACGACGGGUUAUAGACAGCUGAUGAAACUUCAGCCUAGAUGCAUAUAUGAAUGUAGAGGGUGUCCUAAAAGGAAGUAUAGACCCUACAAUUUCAAAGUAUAGAAUUAAAGAGAUGCUUUAGAAAAUGGAAUAAAAUUUUAAAUCGUCUUCUAAGAAGAAACUACAUGCUAGGGAAACGAAAAAGCAUAUUUUUUUUUCUUCUUUUUAACUCGUCUUUUGAAUACCACUGUAUGUCUUUAAUCACUUUUGAAUUACAAUAUUGGCCUUGCAGGAAAGUGACCGGGAAGAAAUGUAAGCAGGA